CAAUCCGCGUUACAUAAACAUUGUCCUUGAGUAAUAAUGUAGGGAGAAUCUGAGGCAGUUUAAAGGUCUUGAUUAUCUGUUAUUGUGGGAACUUUGGUGAUAUAUUUCGAGCAAAAAUGUCAGUAAAACACGCCAUAAGCCGGGGUAUGGAGUUUGGGAGAUCCGUUUUCCAUCUGGGUCUCUUGAAACCAGCCGCCCGUGUGGCAGCGAAGUUCCGCGGUGAUCGACUGCGUGUGUCACCGCAGACCCGCACUGUCCAGCCGCAGAGCUUCUUGCCCGCGCGGUACCGCUUUUACAGGCUGUCUGUCAGCGGGAUGGCCGCUCGGCUUCAGUCGGGUGGUUUCAGGAGACUGAUCGGAGGCGGGUCACCCAGGAACAGAGCAGUUUUCCUGGCUUUUGGUGUUGGAUUAGGACUUAUUGAACAACAACAGGAGGAGGACAGAAAGAGCGCGGCGCUGUGUCAGGAAAUACAGGCUGUAUUCAAAAAGAAAAAGUUUCAGACGCCUCUGAAGUCCUUUACAUCAGGAUACAGGUUGGAGGAUUAUGUGAUUGGGAAACAGAUCGGGAAAGGUUGCAAUGCUGCUGUGUACGAGGCCGCAGCUCCGUUUGCGCUCCCUGCGGAGAAUGAAAAGUGUUCGCUGGUUCAACUGGACCAGAAUGAAGACGACAAGAAGAAUGCAGGACCAUUUCGAUUCUCAACUACAUCCAGCUUUCCUUUAGCUAUGAAAAUGAUGUGGAACAUUGGGGCUGGAUCAUCUAGUGAUGCUAUCCUUCGAUCCAUGUCCAUGGAGUUGGUCCCUUCAUCCCCACAGGCCUUACCGAAAGAACAGCGAGUGAUUGCUUUAGAUGGCCAUUUUGGACCGGUGCCUAAAAGACUAACUGCUCAUCCCAAUGUGAUCACGGUAUACCGGGCUUUCACUGCAGACGUACCCCUGCUACCUGGUGCUCAGGAAGAGUAUCCCGAUGUCCUGCCACCCAGACUCAAUCCUAUGGGUUUAGGCAGCAAUCGCACACUGUUCCUGGUCAUGAAGAAUUACCCAUGCACCCUGCGUCAGUACCUGGCGGUUGGUGUGCCAACCCGGAUGCAGGCGUCUCUGAUGUUCCUGCAGCUGCUGGAGGGUGUGGACCACCUUUGCAGACAAGGCAUUGCUCAUCGAGACCUCAAAUCGGAUAAUGUUCUUCUAGAAUUCGAUCGCACUGGGUGUCCCAGACUGGUGAUCACUGAUUUCGGAUGCUGUCUGGCAGAAGACUUUAGUCUCAAACUGCCCUUUAACAGCUUGUGGGUUAACAGAGGAGGAAAUGGCUGUCUGAUGGCACCUGAGGUGGCAACUGCCGUUCCAGGUCCAGGAGUAACAAUCGAUUACAGUAAGGCAGAUGCCUGGGCCGUAGGGGCCAUUGCUUAUGAGCUUUUCGGGCAGCCGAACCCCUUCUACAGUGCACAGGGCCUGGAAAGUCGCAGUUAUCAGGAAAGAAAUCUGCCCCCAUUGCCUGAUACUGUACCUGCUGAUGUACAACUUGUGGUGAAAUUAUUGCUACGCAGAAAUAAUCACAAGCGUCCCAGUGCACGUGUGGCUGCCAACAUACUUCACAUCAGUCUGUGGGGCAAACGUGUCCUGGCCAGCUUGGACCGAGCCAGAUCGGAUAAGCUGAUCGACUGGCUGCUGUGUCAGUCUGCCGUGGUCCUCCUGAAUGUCCGCGGGCCCAGCGGGAGCUCUGUGGAAGCUGAACUUCAGAGAUCUUUCCUCUCUAACAUAGACCUUGAAGAUCUCCGCACCGCAGUCAGCUUCCUUAUGUACGAACAAGAACACAGCAGUCUCUGCUAGUACACUACACUGAAUCACAGUGUAUUCAUUUGCUUUAAAAAAAAGCAUUUUAUUAAGCAACACUGUGGAAGCACUUUAGUUUAAUUGUCACUGUAAUAUGUUGAAAUUGUGCCAAUAUAUGAAUUUGCUUUUAUAGUAUUCAUUAUAAUGAUGCUCGAGGAAUAGUGCACAAGAAUACAUUUUAUGGUGGAUUUAUUUUGUCAGAAUAACUUGCAAAUGUGGGAUAAAAGUAAAAAAAUAAAGGACACAGCAAUGACAUCAUGUACAUGUAUAACUGUGUGUGCUAAUAAAAAGUCAUUUGAUGA
This is a messenger RNA of Misgurnus anguillicaudatus (oriental weatherfish), 2128 nucleotides long. It is a transcript of the gene pink1, whose product is annotated as PTEN induced kinase 1. Gene Ontology annotation, cellular component: mitochondrion. The record is from RefSeq and is a predicted model, not a curated record. Gene Ontology annotation, biological process: regulation of apoptotic process; protein phosphorylation; autophagy of mitochondrion. Gene Ontology annotation, molecular function: ATP binding; protein serine/threonine kinase activity. Lineage: Eukaryota; Metazoa; Chordata; Actinopteri; Cypriniformes; Cobitidae.